AUGCUGGCCCUACCACAAAGACGUCAGCACCUUUCACUACACUCGCAAUCCACCCUACCGUCUCCACCAUCCUCGCAACACCUCUCGUUCGACCAACUGUCGCAACAGCUCUCGGCGCAGAACUUCUUUGACCAAAAACUGCUCCACGACUACCUUGAGUCGCAGCAGCACGCCUUUGCGACACCCAUCAUCGUCGACAGCGACCUGUCGUCCAACUCAAACCCUUUCAUGAACGGAGCCUACGACUUUUUGAACCCUACUAUUAGGAUUCAGCAGUCGACGCCGACGCCACAACUACCUUCGGGCUUCUCGCAACCUUCAAUGCUCCCAGCGAGUAACGCCACGGCCUCCGGUCUCGAGAACUGGCACAACUUUGCGAACAAUGGUCAUGCGGACAGCCAGUCGCUGCAGACGCCCGUACAAAGCCAGGCAGGAAGAGGACAUCAACGCGCGUCGUCGUCCUCGUCGAUAGGAUCGACUGGAUCCCAGUAUCAGUCUGCAGGUCCCACAACCACCUACCCGUACGUCGCCCAUCCCGAAAAUUUGCCAUCCUGUUCAGCUACUCAUGUUGAGUCAUCUUACACCGCUGACAUACCUUCAAGACCCUUCUCGAACCAUUUACCCACCCCUACUCACACACCUACGCAAGAUUCAUUCGCAAUGAAUCCAAACUUCAACACAUACAACCCCAACACUACCAACAUGGACUCGACAAUGUCCGCACAUUUCUCAAUGAAGCAGGCGCUCAUGGACCAGCAUGUUCCUGACGAAGACGUGCCCAGCUUUGGACACUCAGCGAGGCAUUCGGUAUCAAGCUACGGACACGACUCGCCGGCGACCCCUCACACUGCGCAGGGUGAAGACUUUGAGGACAGGUUCAAGGUGCCUCCUACCGGUGAGAUACUCUACAAGGUCGAAGCAUGGUUCGAUGAAUACCUAACUUACGAUGACGAACCAGACUUGCGACACCAAGUGCCCAAGUUCGAGAGGACUUACACGGAUGUGGCCCCCGACAGCUUCUACAACUCAAGCACCAUGUUGCAACAGGCACCAUCAAUACCGCAUACCAAGCCUGCUCCCAAUGCAUCGUUGCUGUCGCCGUACCGAAGCAACAACCCCAACGACAUCCUCCAGCGAACUGUGCAAGCCGCUCAGAACGCGCGGUCACAGUCACCUGCGAGCUCAGCGUCUCGUCCCAUCUCACCCUUUCGACACUCCUCACCGUACCGCCACCCCAGCAACAACUUCAGCUCACCUCGCAUGCGGGUGCCCACGGCAGCCCUGGCACGUGAGCAAAAGGUUGAGGCUGAUGCAGCUUACGCAAUGAAGCAGAACGUGGCAUCGACCGAGGAGGCUCAACCAAAAACGAUCUCGCCAAAGGAUGCGUUAUUAGACUAUCGCGAAGCCGAUGAUCAGUCUAAGGUGGCACUCUUCCCGGAAGGUGGCGCAAGCGAGUACGAGCACCAAUACAACGGUGGCGACCAAUAUAGAAACGCCACCCAAUCCAGCUUUGACACAACAUCGGGGCAGGCUUACAGACGAGACAGCUGGGCAACACCUCAUUUCUCGCCAAACUACUCCUCAACCACCUCUGGACCCCCAGCUUCAACCUUCGCCUUUGUUCCCCCGGCUAUCUCGGGGAACAUGCACGGUUUGCCUUUCACCUCGCAGUUCCGAACCACUCCCGCCAGCAUGCCGUCGGCAUCCGACCAACCACCGGAAUUCCCGGCACAUCUCACCUCGAUGGAGUCCAGCGCGAGUGAGGCCGGACCCGAGACAGCCAGCACUUCGAGUGAGCAUCUCCAGAAACCGGCCGCUUCUUCGGCCGACUCGGGUACGUACACAUGUACCUACCAUGGCUGCACACUUCGAUUUGAAACUCCGCAAAAACUGCAGAAGCAUAAACGCGAAGGUCACCGCAAUGCGAAUGCUGCGACCAUGGGUUCCAGCAUGACAUCAGCGGCACUCCUGGAGCGCAAUUCGCAGGCGGGGCCUCACAAGUGCGAGCGCAUCAACCCCACAACCGGCAAGCCCUGCAACACGAUCUUCUCUCGGCCUUAUGACCUCACUCGCCACGAGGACACGAUCCACAACGCCCGCAAGCAAAAAGUCCGGUGCGCACUGUGCGUCGAGGAGAAGACGUUCUCACGCAACGAUGCACUGACCCGACACAUGCGCGUCGUGCAUCCUGAGAUCGACUUCCCUGGUAAGCACAGACGUCGUGGCGGAAAUCACGACUGA
This is a messenger RNA of Lindgomyces ingoldianus, 2241 nucleotides long. RefSeq lists its product as uncharacterized. The record is from RefSeq and is a predicted model, not a curated record. Bases 1 to 2241 code for a protein of 746 amino acids. NCBI's taxonomy places the organism in Eukaryota, Fungi, Ascomycota, Dothideomycetes, Pleosporales, Lindgomycetaceae. Gene Ontology annotation, biological process: regulation of transcription by RNA polymerase II. The transcript has 2 exons. Gene Ontology annotation, cellular component: nucleus.